AUGAGAACACAAAAAUAUGAACCUCAGCUUGGUUCAAACGUUGUUUACUUAACUACUCAAUACCCUUCUGAUCCUGAACGUUAUGCCAUGAUUCGCCAAGCCUGUUUAAAGAUUUUAUCAUCAGAAAAUACAUUUAAUGAUUUUACUCCGAUUUCAAUUUCGGAUUCUAGACAAGGGACUGCCUUGGGCAUCGUUUUCAAGGUUCCUGAUGAUAUGUCUCGUGGUCAUCUUCGACAAUACGCUUUAAUAUGUCAUUGUGAUGACGAACAACUACUAAUGGGAUCAUGGAAAUUAAUUGCGGCACAUUUGAAUUUAAUUAAAACGUCAAUUCAACAACGUGCUGCCAAAGAAUAUGAAAAAGAAGAAACACUUAGAAGAACGUCUUCAGGUGGUCUUGAUCAAUAUCUUCGAACCCGACGAGAAAGCAAACAACACCCACCUCGUAGUUUAACAUCAGUUUUAAAAGAUGAUCAAUUCUAUGGGGAACUUCAUAGCCAAUUUGCUUAUGUUUUAUCUCUUUUAAAUAAAAAAUAUCGAUUUUCGAAACCGUUUUUAAAAUGA
Molecule: messenger RNA, 561 nt
Organism: Magnusiomyces paraingens
Lineage: Eukaryota; Fungi; Ascomycota; Dipodascomycetes; Dipodascales; Dipodascaceae
Exons: 1
Coding region: 1-561 (186 amino acids)
Biological process (GO): positive regulation of GTPase activity; positive regulation of TORC1 signaling
Cellular component (GO): cytosol
Molecular function (GO): GTPase activator activity
Source: RefSeq, a predicted model, not a curated record